AGAAAGGGCUGAGCAUAUAGGCAGGCGAAGACGCGAGAGCCAUUAGUUUUGUUGGUGUGCGCACGCACUGUGUUGGCAGUGGCUCUCCAGCUAUUAUCACUGCUUUUUCGUACUGUGCCUAUUAUGACAAAGACGUAUGUGCGUCGGACCUCUGAUAUUAAAACUGGAGUGAUGAGAAUUCUGUCGUAGAGGGGUAGUGCUAUGGAGAACACUUAAACAUCCAUCUGGCAUGAUCCACGCACUUUGGGAAGGUGCGCAUAGUCUAUGUGCUUACUCCAAUUGUAUUCUCAGCAAAAGGCAUUUUAUACCUAAAAGUCGUAAUGGAUUUAAAUAAUUUGGGAAACGCGGUGCUUUUCACGUUCCACAUCAUCUUCUACAUAUUAAAAGCAUGCUUGGGGUUGUUGCUCCCGAGCAGACGGAAAGACCUACGCGGAGAGGUGGUAUUGAUCACCGGCGGUGGACGGGGCAUCGGUCGGCAUUUGGGGAAGGAGUUUGCAAAACACGGGGCCAAAAAGGUAAACUAAUCACUGCGCUAUUUAUUACCCAUUUGUGCGUUUAUAUACUUGUUAAAUGCACAAAUAAUAAUAAUAAUAAUAAUAAAUAAUAAUAAUAAUAAUAACAAAAAGCAAUGCAUUGCCAAACAGUCAUAACCAACACUGUAGCCAGCUCACAUCACUUUGUACAGCACCUUUGCUAUCCUGGUGUUCAUAAAUAUAAUAAUAUUCCAUUAACAAUUUAACUCAUCUGAAAGUUGGGGAAAAGGGACAGUUUGGAAAUGUUUUAUGAUUUCUAUUUUAUUCUAUUCUAGCAUAACUUCAGAAUCGAGUAUAUUUUUGUAUUACUUCAGUUCAAUUAAAAACUUGAUAGUCACCUUCGGUGUGUUUUCCAUGUGAAAAGUAAUGGGAAAGCACCAGUACUUACUACACUAGUGGAAAGGAGCCUGAACUCUUGCCCCCUAGCUGAUCUGGGUGAUGUAUGAUGCGUAGUGUUCCCUUUCCUCAUAUUGUAAAGACACACAAACACAGGUGUUUCCUCAGUCCCUGUGCUAUACAAUGGGGGUGAUGACAGUUAGGGUGGAUGGCUCCGUGGUACUACAAUGAUGUUGCCUUUUUAACCUCAACUCUAGCCCGUCUGGGUCCCCAGUGACUGUUCAAUAAAGUUCACUGACAGGGUAGUGGAAAGCACAGUUCAGAGUAAGGUGAAAAUAUUCCUUUUAUCACCAAAGCAUUUGUCAUUGUUGUAAAAUGAUCUGAUGGUUGUGUGUGCGUGCAUGUCUUGUAUGUGUGUCUGUGUAGUGGUCUGGCCAGUAGCCAGCCAUCCAGGGUUAUCAGUGCACAGGGGCACCUCUGGAGACGGAUAUUAGAUCUUAAAGCUCCUUCAAUCAGAUCUGCUUUAGCUGACAUCCGCAUAGCGGGGGUGGAACUGCGUUAGAGCUGUCAAAUCCACAAGUGGCUCCUGGCGGACUUUGCCAUUGGCUGCACGGAGUCGCAUUAAGAGAAAUCCCAUGCAGCCUUGUUUACAAGUUCGAACACUAGAAUGUGAGAUGUAAUCUACACCUCAAUUAGGCUGAUAGAAAUCCUCAUUAUUUUGUUUAAUGAUUUUCAAUUUGAGUGUCAUUAUUUCUAUAUAGCCUACAUUUUCUCAUUCUGAACUUCUAACGUAAGAGGGACACAUGGCUUCAUGACAAUGACCAAGAGCAGCUACUCACCGAUUUGAUGGCACCAACCCAGUUACAACUCCAACACAUCAGCUAUGGCAUGUCGGCUAUCGCCGGUUAACGCUUGAUCUGAUUAAAUAGAGCGCUUAGGGCUCUAUUCAAUCUGUAAAGCUGAAGCGUUAGACUUCUUUGAGGUGACAUGCAGCGUUUACCACGAAUGCAGUCUCUGCUAAAGUGGGAACGUUGCCUUUAAAUUUCAAACACUCUGUAAAGUUCAGAGCCCUAAGUCUCUGGAUUUCCCUCCCAAACUGCAAAUCAAAGAACUUGUGUCUGUGGCUGCUCAAUCUCUAGCCAAUGCCUCCUCAAUUAGCAAUUUAUCAUAUAGAGCUCUGCAAAGCACAGCAAGCUCAAACAGAUGGGAAAGAUGUUAACGUAAUAGAAUAUAGCUUGAACCUACUGUAAGCUACCUGAGCACUGGUUCAAGAAAUGCAUGCAACAUUUUACCAAUACAAUUUGAAACAUAAAAUGAUGACACACAUUUUGGUUUGACAAAAUGAUUUUUAUGAUAAUAAUCUACAACCGUUGAUCUGAAUACUUAACCAUUAUAUUAACCUCUUGCCACCCAGAAAGCCUAUAUUUAUUUGUGAUUCCUACAAGCUAACACAAGUCCAAAUAUGCAUUCUCAGGUCAAUGGCCUGCCCUUUUUUAAUCUUUGACCCCUCUCUGCCUGUUGUCAGUUGAUCCUGUGGGGCCGCACUGAGAGGUGUCUGAUGGAGACCUGUGAGGAGAUCUCGCUCACCACCGGAGCCGAGUGCCAUUACUUCCUGUGUGACGUGGCCAAUCGGGAGGAUGUGUAUAAGCAGGCCAAGGUGGUCCGAGAGAAGGUACAGUAGAGAUGGCUCCACCCAAAUGAAUGACCUAGUUCCAAUGUCAUUUACAGUAGAUAACAAACACAUGACUGGUUGGACUGUGUAAGGCAAUUUUCAACACUUUCAAAGGUUGCCUUUGGAAUCUUCCAGUGUUUCACAGGGAUACACAGUGUGAUGUAUGAACUUAUCCAGUGGUGUAGUGGUGCCUGGAGAAGUGAGUAUACUAAUUCUGCCCAAAAUUUCCCAAACGGCCUGCCCAGCGAAGACAAGCUGCCCUGUAUGAAAAAUUCAAUGAGAAACAGUGACAUACACUCUGAAUGACCUAAAAUUAUAAAUCCCAUAUUGGUCUUUCACAGUCAGGCCAACCCAAGCGUACUGUGCAAGUAGGCCGAUAAAUGAGGCUGACAACUUGAGUCAGAAAUGUACAGGUUUUUGAUUUUCACUCUCAAAGUUACUGUUUUUAAUAGUAAAACAAUACAAUUGGAUGUUCUUAAACCACAUCAGGAGACUAGUUUUGAGGUCUGGGAAUAAUCUAAAUAAUAUUUUGGGGAGUGUAGUUACCCUUUAACUGUUCCCCGGGCGCCAACGACGUGGAUGUCGAUUUAAGGCAGCCCUCCACACUUUUCUGAUUCCGAGGGGUUGGGUUAAAUGCGGAAGACACAUUUCAGUUGAAUGCAUUGUUGUACAACUGACUAGGUAUCCCCCUUUCCCUUUAAUUCACUAGCACUGUUUGGUUAGUGAUCUUUCAGUAGCACAUUAGUUGGAAUUUGCAAAACAAAUGGCAACUGGAUUGAUGCAAAUCAUGAUAUUAUUCUGCCAGUUAGGUGUAGGCUACUUUGUAGGUAGUUAACAUUUAAUUGAGAAGGUUUUUGGGAAAGACUUUCCGUCUUGCUUGGUCCUAUCAUUAGCAUCUCUAUAUUUUCCCUGUUCCUUAAUUGUUUGAAACCUGGAUGUUUUACUUCAUAUUAUGAGGCAUGUCUUACCUUGCUUUAAAGUAGCCAAAAUCCCACCAUAGAAACGUGAAGGCAAUUAUUUUAUAAAGACUUCAUGUGUUCUCCUGUUCUAUUGGUUCUUUCAACUUUCUUUCAUUGUCUAGCAGCCGAAGGCAUUAUCCUAGUCAUAUUAGCAACCCAUGAUAGUUGUUGCAUCUUUAGAUCUCCUCUUUCUAAAUGUGUAACGGCUAUUUCCAUCUCUGUCCAUUAAAAUGCUUGCGUGUGCAUUUUUGAACUUCCCGCAAAUUGCAUUUUGGAACUACUUUGAUGUACAUCGUGGGGAUUAAGAAGUGAGAAUACGCAAUAAACGUAUAUGGCAUAUACCUGCAUAUACCCUCCACUACACCACUGAGCUUAACUCAAGCCUUAAGAUAAGACAAGGAUUAACAUGACAUAAUUAUCGCUCACUUAACAUCCUUUCAAUUAUACCAACGCAAAACAAAGUGAUCAAAUAAAAUGUUAUUUGUCACAUGCUUCGUAAACAGCCAUUGUAGACUAACAGUGAAAUGCUUACUUUUGGCAUAAAACAAGAGAUUUGGGUUUUACAUCUAAAGAAGAUGUUUAUUUUUGUCUCUUAGGUGGGCGACGUCACCAUUCUGGUGAAUAACGCAGCAGUGGUUCAUGGGAGAAGUCUGCUGGACAGUGACGAUGAUGCUCUGAUGAAGACUCAACACAUCAACACGCUGGGACAGUUCUGGGUGAGUGUUGAAAAAUAUGUACUUUAGAUAAUUAUUCAGGAAAGUGCUCAUUCACUAUGGCUUGUAUUAUAUUUUGAAGCAUUGUAUGAAUUUUUAUUUGUUUCAGUUCCGAGGCUCAGUAUUGGAAAUGUUAGGGUCAUCUUUCAACAUGUAUUGAUCCCACAUGUGAAGGGGAGAAAUUAUAUUUUACUCUAACUACUGAAUCAUUGGAUCUAAGGUAAAACGCUGGCAAAAGAGUGCUGGCUGACACGCUCUUAAUAAAGGGAUCUUACAUUAUGUUGGCGUUUGUCCUCUGAUCUACACUGAUGGGAUGUGGAACAGGUUUGGUUCCCCUUCUCUCGGAGUGCUGCAACCCCUCUGUUAAUGUUGUGAAUUCCAGGAAGUAAAGAGGGAACCUAGUUUGAGAGAAGAGUGAAGGAACAGCUAGGGAAUAGUACUGAGUGGAGCAGAACAAUGUGCAGACUGUCACGUUUCGCUCGCUCUCGCUCUCUCCAAUUCAAUGGCCGUUAUUGGCAUGGGAAACUUAUGUUUACAUUGCCAAAGCCUAGUGAAAUAGACGAUAAACUAAAGGGAAAUAAACAAUCAGAAAUUAACAGUAAACAUUACUCACAAAAGUUAAAAGAAUAUAAACAUUUCAAAUGUUAUAUUAUUGGGUAUGUACAGUGUUGUAACAAUGUGCAAAUAGUUGAAGUAUGAAAGGGAAAAAUAAAUAAACAGAUAAAUAUAGGUUGUAUUUACAAUGGUGUUUGUGUUCCACUGGUUGCCCCCUUUUUUUUUUGUUGUGGCAACGGGUCACACAUCUUGCUGCUUUUGUGGCACUGUGGUAUUUCACCUAAAAUAUAUGGAAGUUUAUCAAAAUUGGAUUUGCUUUCAAAUUAUUUGUGGGUCUGUGUAAUCUGAGGAAAAUAUGUUUCUGCUAUGGUCAUACAUUUGGCAGGGCGUGAGAAAGUGCAGCUCGACUUCCACCUCAUUUUGUGGGCACAUAGGCAGACCUGGCUUUCGAGAAGACCGGCUAUGGUGACUUUUCUCGAUAGCAAGACCAUGCUCACGGAGUCUGUACAUAGUCAAAGCUUUUCUUAAUUUUGGAUCAGUCACAGUGGUCAGGUAUUCUGCUACAGUGUAGGCUCUGUUUAGGGCCAAAUAACAUUCCAGUUUGCUUGUUUUUUUGUUUAUUCUUUCCAAUGUGUCAAGUAAUGUUUUUGUUUUCUCAUGAUUUGGUUGGGUCUAGCUGUGUUGCUGUCCUGGGGCUCUGUGGGGUCUGUUUGUGUUUGAACAGAGUCCCAGGACAAGCUGGCUGAGUGCACUCUUCUCCAGGUUCAUCUCUCUGUAGGUGAGGGCUUUGUUAUGGAAGGUUAGAAUCGCUUCUAUCUAGGUGGUUGUAAAAUUCUAUUGCUGUUUUCUGGAUUUUGAUAAUUAGCGGGAAUCUACCUAAUUCUGCUCUGCAUGCAUUAUUUGGUGUUUUAUGUUGUACACUGAUGUUUUUGCAGAAUUCUUCAUGCAGAGGCUCAAUUUGGGUGUUUGUCCUAUUUUGUGAAUUAUUGGUGAGUUGACCUCAUACAUAGAGGGUAGGUAUAGUUGUAUGCUUUAGGGCAACAGUGUCUAAGUGGAAUCUGUAUUUGUGGUCCUGGCAACUGGACAUUUUUUGGAACACCAUUAUUUUUGUCUUACUGAGAUUAACUGUCAGGACCCAAGACUGAUAGACUCUGUGAAUAAUAUUUAGUUGCUGCUGUAGGCCCUCCUUGGUAGGGGACAGAAGCCCCAGAUCAUCUGAAAACAGUAAACAUUUGACUUCAGUCUAGUAGGGUGAGGCCGGGUGCUUCAGACUGUUCUAGAUCCCUCACCAAUUUGUUGCUAUAAACGUUGAAGAGGGUUGGGUUCAAGCUGCAUCCCUGUCUCACCCCCCGGCCCUGAGGGGAAAAAAUCUGUUUCUGCCUAUUUUAACCGCACACUUGUUUGUGUACAUGGAUUUUGUAAUGUUGUUUCCCCCCCCAAAACUGCUUUCCAUCAUUUAUAUAGCAGACACUCAUGCCAAAUUUAGUCAAGCUUUUUUAAAAUCAACAAAGCAUGAAGACUUUGCUUUUGUUUGGUUUGUUUGUCAAUUAGGGUGUGCAGGGUGAAUCCGUGGUCUGUCGUACAGUAAUUUGGUAAAAAGCCAAUUUUGAUAUUUGCUCGGGACAUUGUUUUCACUGAGGAAAUGUAGGACUGCUGUUAAUAAUCAUGCAGAGGAUCUUCCCAAGGUUGCUGUUGAUGCAUAUCCCACGGUAGUUAUUGGGGUUGAAUUUGUCUCCACUUUUGUGGAUUGGGGUGAUCAGUCCUUGGUUCCAAGUAAUGGGGAAGAUGCCAGAGCUGAGAAUGAUGUUAAAGAGUUUAAGUAUUGUCAAUUGGAAUUUGUGGUCUUUAUAUUUUAUCAUUUCAUUUAGGAUACCAUCAACACCACAUGCCUUUUGGGUUGAAGGGUUUGUAUUUUGUCCUGUAGUUCAUUCAAUGAAUCUUUAAGAGCGGACUAAGAUUUUUUUUAUUGAUCAUGUAUAUGUUUUUGCUGUUUGUUCUUUAUUAAAGGCCAAAAAGAUUGGAGAAGUGGUUUAUCCAUACAUCUCCAUUUUGGAUAGAUAGCACUUCAUGUUUGUAUAGUGUGUUCCAAUUUUCCCAGAAGUGUUUAGAUUCUAUGGAUUCUUCAAUUACAUUGAGCUGAUGUCUGACAUGCUGUUUUUCUUUUUUCUUGGUGUAUUUCUGUAUUGUUUGUUUCACCAUAGUGAAGGUGUAGGCUCAUGUUUUCUCCAGGAAGUUGUCUAAAAGUGAUUUAAUUGGUUGUUGGCUAAUAGUUUUUUGGUAGGUUUCUGCACUGCACUACCCUUCUUCCAUAUAUAGCAUUUCUUAAUAGUGUGCAGUUUGUUUGGCUUUGAUGCCUCAUGAUUUGAGUAUUGCUCUGUUCAAGUAGGUUGUGAUUUUGCUGUGAUCUGAUAGGGGUGUCAGUGGGCUGACUGAACGCUCUGAGAGACUCUGGGUUGAGGUCAGUGAUAAAGUAGUCUACAGUACUGCUGCCAAGAACUGAGCUAUAGGUGGUGCUACCGUAGGAGUCCCCUCAAAGCCUACUAUUGAAUAUGUACAGACCCAGCGUGUGACAUAGCUGCAGGAGUUAUGACGUGGUUUUGUCGUAGUUGUCUAGGGGGGCAUGUUGGGGCGGGAAUGCUGUCACCUCCAGGUAGGUGUUUUUCCCCCGUGUGCUGAGGUGUCAGUUUCUGGCGUUUUGUGUCGCCACAGACUAGUACAUGUUCCUGGGUCUGGAAAUGAUUGAUCUCCCCCUCUAGGAUAGAGAAGCUGUCUUUAUUAAAGUAUGGGGAUUCUAGUGGGGGGAUAUAGGUAGCACACAGGAUAACAUUUUUCAGAGAUUAUUUCCUUAUUUAAAUGUUAGUCUCUCUCUUUCUCUAGACCACCAAAGCUUUCCUACCCCGCAUGCUGGAGCUUUGCCAUGGCCACGUGGUGUGUAUCAACUCCAUCCUGUCCCUGUCCUCCAUCCCGGGGGCCAUAGAUUACUGCACCUCCAAGGCCUCGUCCCUGGCGUUCAUGGAGAGCCUCACCCUGGGCCUGCUGGACUGCCCUGGGGUGGGCUGCACCACCAUGCUCCCCUUCCACACCAACACUGACAUGUUCCAGGGCAUGAGAGUCAGGUGAGUGGGACCACCAUGGGUCUACCAUACGUUGGGUCUACCGUACGUUGGGUCUACUAUACAUGGCACUCUAGUUUUGCUAUGGGUCAACCAGUAUAUAGUCAGUCAGCUCACAUAAAUGACACAUGGGCUCAGAUAGAGGUUCCAUAAGAAAACAAUAGAUGGAAUAACCAUUCCCAUUCGCACAUCAAUGGCUGGAGGAAUAAGUUCAGUAUCUAUUUUGUGAUAAGAAUUCACCAAGACACAGUUCACAAUAUGUCUUGCAUGGCUAAAUACGAGUGAAGGUAAAGUGUUGUGUUCAUCGCCCAGGUUCCCUCAGCUCUUUCCCCCGCUAAAUCCUGAGCUGGUGGCCCAGCGGACGGUGGAUGCAGUCCGGACCAACACCUCGUUCGUCUACUUACCUUGGACCAUGCACGCUCUCGUUAUUCUCAAGAGGUAGGGGGACCCAAUCUCAGUCAUGACACCAAAGUAGUGUACUGGGUUAGAUGGAUGAGGCUGUGACAACAGGUCUUCUGAGAACCGGACACUCUUAGCCGUAGGGAUUAGUUUACGGUGCUAAUUCAGGUCUCAGACAAGGUUAAUGAUCAUGUAAGUUCACUGAACUACUUCUGUUACACUAACAUGCUCCAUUCCCAUCUCCAACAGCUUCCUGCCUCAGGCGGCUCUGGAGGAGAUCCAGCGCUUCACAGGGUGCUACACCUGCAUGGACACCUUCAAGGGACGGACAUAAGAACGGAGAGGCUACGUCACUAAGAACUGCAUAACAGCUUCCUGUCAAAAACGUGGAAGUAUCUCCAAGACAGAGGCCUUAGGAACUAUGGGUACUUGGGGUCACAGUGCCCUGAUGGUGUAAGAAGAGGAUGCUGUGGAAUCAUGGACUAAGCACUAGAUGGACUGGUAUUCAGAACUGAUCAAGCCUUACCACUGUGGUAAACUUCCCAUCUGUUUUACUAAUUUGAAAAUGCAGAGAUUAGGUUGAAUGGAUUGUACUCAUGAUGUUAACAAGCGAGUAACUUCUGGUAGUUGCAUUUAAUUCCAGGUUUCUUGGUGUUUUUGUGUUUAGAAAUAAAUGGUAGUAAAUCUGUUAUAAUAGUCAUAUUUUUUGGGAUUUACCACUUGACAGUAUUGUCACUAUGCUGUUGUGUGUGUGCGUGCAGAUCCAGUCUUCUCUGUGCUUGUUCAUGGUCUGCCAAAGCCUCCAGCCUUCUCAUGGUCAACAUUCCUGUGCUGCAGCCCUGCCAAUUGUGAGGUCAUUGUUCGUUUUGUAAGGGUUGUCAUAACACUCUCAGCUCCUUAGGAAAGUAUACCGGAGAUGUUCCUUCCAUUGGAAGACCCAUAGAAAUGGGUUCAGGGGGACACAGGCAAUGCAAUACAAUCAACAUUCUUAGAUUCAUCAUUCAGCUGACACAAAUGGGAGAACAUUUAUUUGAUCCUAUACUGUGCCUACUGAACACACUUGUUGGUACCCUCUUUCUUCAUCUGUCCCUCUUGGCUCUGUCUUUUAAUCUUCUUUAGUAUUGUUAUCAAUCUGGAACACAGAGACAGCUGGAGAAUCAUACCUGGCCUGGUGGGCUCUAUUGUCCAAUAUCAGUUUUCCCACAUUCUGUUGAGAACUUCUGGUUAUCUAGGGUUACAGUGGUUAUUAUGGUUAGCAUUUACAGUAGGCGUAGAUAUUGAACAUUCAAACUUGUGUACAGUGAUGUAUCUGAAUCUUGUUCAAAUAAUUAUUGAGGGGGAGAAAGUUUUGAUAAAACAAACUCACGUGGACAUAUUUAGUGCACAAAAGCAAGGGAGGCACAACCAUUGCAAUCAUACUACUCUGGUCAAUAAAAUAACAGUGAUUAUUUGUUUUAGACCAGAACAUUUUCAGAAUGGAAGCCUAAAUGUAAUGGUCCAACCAAUGAUGUAUAUAAACCCUGGAUUACAGAUGCUAUGUAAUGGCCAAUGAGAGGCUUUGACGCCACCAGUCGGCCAUAAUGGCACUCCCCAGAAGAAGCAGUCCUCCAUAGGAAUAAAUAGAAUUCUAUAGUAUUUCAAUUAAAUGUAUUUUUGUUGUUGUAGUGGGGUCAGUAACAGAACUUUCUAAUAAUUAUAAUUUAAGGAAAAUGUUUAUAUAUUUUAAAUUGUUUUAGCUCACAUAAUAUAAAAAUAUGCAUUAAGGUGUCUGUAAUAGAAUGAACGUGGCAAAAAUAAAUGUAGACAUUAAUAAAUCAAUUUCUAUAGCUUCCAAAAUACAAUGCUGGGGGAGUGCCAAGAUGGAGGGGUGGUGGCUUGAAAACAGCACCCCCUGUCAGUCAUCUAGUGUAUAAACAGUAUCAGUCCAAAGUUUGGACACACCUACUCAGUGUUUCUUUAAAAAAAAACUAUUUUCUACAUUGUAGAAUAAUAGUGAAGACAUCAAACUAUUAAAUAACACAUAUGGAAUCAUGUAGUAACCAAAAAAGUGUUAAACAAAUCCAAAUAUGUUAUAUUUAAGAUUCUUCAAUGUAGCCACCCUUUGCCUUGAUGACGGCUUUGCAUACUCUUGGCAUUCUCUCAACCAGCUUCACCUGGAAUGCUUUUCCAACAGUCUUGGAGUUCCCACAUAUGCUGAGCACUUGUUGGCUGCUUUUCCUUUACUCUGCGGUCCAACUCAUCCCAAACCAUCUCAAUUGGGUUGAGGUCGGUGAUUCUGGAGGCCAGGUCAUCUGAUGCAGCACUCCAUCACUCUCCUUCUUUGUCAAAUAGCCCUUACACAGCCUGGAGGUGUGUUGAGUCAUUGUCCAGUUGAAAAACAAAUGAUAGUCCCACUAAGCGCAAACCAGAUGGGAUGGCGUAUCGCAGCAGAAUGCUGUGGCAGCCAUGCUGGUUAAGUGUGCCUUGAUUUCCAAAUAAAUCACUGACAGUGUCACCAGCAAAGCACCAUCACACCUCCUCCUCCAUGCUUCACGGUGGGAACCACACAUGCAGAGAUCAUCCGUUCACCUACUCUGCGUCUCACAAAGACACGGCGGUUGGAACCAAAAAUCUCAAAUUUGGACUGGUGUCCCUUAGUAGUGGUUUCUUUGCAGCAAUUCGACCAUGAAGGCCUGAUUCACGCAGUCUCCUCUGAACAGUUGAUGUUGAGAUGUGUCUUUUACUUGAACUCUGUGAAGCAUUUAUUUGGGCUGCAAUUUCUGAGGCUGGUAACUCUAAUGAAUUUAUCCUCUGCAGCACAGGUAACUCUGGGUCUUCCUUUCCUGUGGCGGUCCUCAUGAGAGCCAGUUUCAUCAUAGUGCUUGAUGGUUUUUGCGACUGCACUUGAAGAAACUUUCAAAGUUCUUGAAACUUUCCGGUUUGACUGAACUUUAUGUCUUAAAGUAAUGAUGGACUGUCGUUUCUCUUUGCUUAUUUGAGCUGUUCUUGCCAUAAUAUGGACUUGGUCUUUUACCAAAUAGGGCUACCUUCUGUAUACCCCCCUACCUUGUCCCAACACAACUGAUUGGCUCAAACGCAUUAAGAAGGAAAUAAAUUAUACAAACCUGUUAAUUGAAAUGCAUUCAAGGUGACUACAUUUUACAUUUUAGUCAUUUAGCAGACUCUCUUAUCCAGAGUGACUUACAGUUAGUGAGUGCAUACAUUUUUCAUACUGGCCCCCUGUGGGAAUCAAACCCACAACCCUGGCAUUGCAAACGCCAUGCUCUACCAACUGAGCUACACAGGACCACACUACCUCAUGAAGCUGGUUGAGAGAAUGCCAAGAGUGUGCAAAGCUGUUAUCAAGGCAAAGGGUAGCUACUUUGAAGAAUCUCAAAUAUAAAAUAUAUUUUGAUUUAACACUUUUUUGGUUACUACAUGAUUCCAUAUGUGUUAUAGUUUUGAUGUCUUCACUAUUAUUCUACAAUGUAGAAAAUGAGUAGCCGUGUCCAAACUUUUGACUGGUACUGUAUGUAUAAAUCAUUGGGUCCAAUCUAGGGCUCGAUUCAAUCAGAUCCGCUUUAGCCAACAUCCGCAUAGCGGGGGUGGAACUGCGUUAGAGCUGUCAAAUCCCCAAGUGGCUCCCGGCAUUAUACCUAAAGUAGACUUUGCCAUUAGCUCCACGGAGUCAUAUUAAUACAAUUCCCAUGCAGCCCUGUUUACAAUUUCAAACACGAAUGUGAGAUGUAAUCUACACCUCGAUUAGGAUGAUAAAAAUCCUCAUUUAGUUGAAUGAUUUUUCAAUUUGAGUGUAAUUAUUUCUAUAUAGCCUACACGUUCUCGUUCUGAACUUCCAAUGCGAGUGGGGCGGCUGUGGCUUCAUGGCGAAACUGAUUGCAAGAGCAGCUGCUCACCGAUUUGCCAGCUCCAAAGCACCUCUGACACCGCCAAAACAUCCGCUAUGCGGGUGUCUGCUAUCGCCGGUUAACGCUUGAUCUGAUUGAAUCUAGGCCCUAAACUGUCUCUGUGAGUGUGUGUUGGAGAAGACAGCUCAAAUCUCAAGGGACGAGUUUAGCGCAAGGUUAGCCAAACGGUGGUUGAACAAACAGACGACUCCCCGGGUGCUAAACUCUUCACUCUGAUGCCUGGACAGGCAGGUAGCGGAGGCUCAGUUGGACGAGAGGUCCAUCAAUUACCAGUCUUUCACAUUAACAAAACUCUUGUCUGACUUGUGAAACUAGAGGAGAAGUGGGAUGCUGCAGCAUGCGAGGGAAGGACCAAAACAGUUUACACCAUGGCCCAUGUGGUAGACAGACAAUUUACUCAUACAAAAUACACUGAACAAAAAUAUAAAUGCAAAAUGCAACAAUUUCUAAGAUUUUACUGCUACAGUUCAUAAGGAAAUCAGUCAAUUGAAAUCAAUUCAAAAGGCCCUAAUCGAUGGAUUUCACAUGACUGGGAAUAGAGAUAUGCAUCUGUUGGUCACAGAUAUUUGAGCGAAAUACGCUUUCUGUGUGUAUGGAACAUUUCUGGUAUCUUUUAUUUCAGCUCAUGAAACAUGGGACCAACACUUUACAUGUGUUUAUAUUUUUGUUCAGUGUAGUAAUGCUCCUAGUUAGGCUUUAGAUACAUUGACUAAUGUUCUCUGUGAAGGCAGCUUUUCCUUGCCACUACCUCGUUUUACUCGAUGCAAAUGAAGUGUGUAACCUCUCCAUGACUACCAAUGACCUCGGUAUGCAAAGGCUCCUCCUCACAGUCUUUAUGUGGGUGAGCGAGGCACUGAACUCCUACCACUCAGAACCUCAGGGCAUCUCUCUCUCCGUAAUGUAGGCUCUCUUACAACAUUCAUAAAACGUUCAUCUGAUAUGAAACUGUAAGGAAAACUAAUCUGUGUAAUUAUCCAAGCUUUGUACAUAUUUUUAUAAUCACAUGAAUUCUGCAAUCAAACAGACACUUCAGAUUGACUUCAAUUCAGAGCCUGCGUCCAAUCAUUGAUCAAACACACCAAAACCCUGGCCAUGAAUUUGAUUGAGCUUUUCCUUGCCACUGUCUCCAUGAUCUUAACAGUGAGAUGUAGUCUAGUUGCGCCGUGAUUGUCUCAGUGUUCUGUCACUCACGGGGACACUACGUCACCGCCAAGUCUAAGGGUGGAGCUCGAAAAUCCAAGCCCCUUGGGUGCUGCCAUAGUUACAUUAGAAGUGCCCAUUCAAGAAGGCUCAAGGUCAUUGGCCACAGAUAAAAUGACGUCAAAUCACGUUAUAUCUACAGUAGCUUUGAUUGGACUGAUCAUGUCAACAUCAUACUUUCAAAAUCUUAGCUAACAGUCAUCAUCAUGAAUCAAGUAGACAAUCUACUGGCAAAUCCUUUUUAAUCCUUGUCAUAUGAACAAAAAUAAUGAAGAGAAAUUAUAGAUAAAAUAUAUCGGUGCUCAUUGACCAUUGGACAUAAACAUUACACAACAAGUUGGAAAUCGCAAAUUCAACAAUGAGUGGUUUGGAAGGAAUCAGCGGCUAACUGCAAGCAUUGCAAAGCAAUCACUAGCCUGCUAUUCAGUGGAGUGGCUGUGUGGUCCCAAGUCUGGGAUUAAGGGUCUCUUUUCCAAGCUUAAAACGAUAAACAUUCAACAUUGGCAUUACUGGAACCAUGUCGUCCAAAAAGUUAUACUUUUGAAUAAUCUGUCCAUAGAACGUUCUUCCAAGAGUCUUGAUACCAAAGGUCAAGCAUGGUGGUGGUGGUGUGAUGGUUUGGGGAUGCUUUGCUGCCUCAGGACCUGGACGACUUGCCUUAAUAGAAGGAACCAUGAAUUCUGCUCUGUAUCUGAGAAUUCUACAGGAGAAUGUCAGACCAUCCGUCUGUGAGCUGAAGCUGAAGCGCAGCUGGGUCAUGCAGCAAGACAAUGAUCCAAAACACACAAUCAAGUCUACAUGAAAAUUGCUAAAAAGCAACAAAUUGGAAGUUUUGGAAUGGCCUAGUCAAAGUCCAGACCUAAUCCCAAUUGAGAUGUUGUGGCAGGACUUGAAACGAGCAGUUCAUGCUUGAAAACCCACACAUCACUGAGUUAAAGCAGUUCUGCAUGGAAGAGUGGGCAAAAAUUCAUCCACAGCGACGUGAGAGACUGAUCAACAACUACAGGAAGCAUUUGGUUGGAGUCAUUGCAGCUAAAGGUGGCACAACCAGUUAUUGAGUGUAAGGGGGCAAUUACUUUUUCACACAGGGUGUUGCAUAACUUUGUUUAUGAAAUAAAUAUGUAAUUGUUGUGUUAUUUGUUCACUUAUGUUCCCUUUAUCUAAUAUUAGGUUUUGGUUGAAGAUCUGAUAAACAUUCAGAAUCACAAAUACGCAAAAGUAGAGAAAAUUAGAAAGGGGGCAAAUACUUUUUCAUAGCACUGUAUAUGUUUUUUGCCCCACCAAGAUUUACAUGCAAAAAUCGCCACUGUAAAUGAGGUGCUAGCAGUGGGUGCUUAAUUUAUGUGCAGAGUGCAGAGGUAGUUACAGAUUAUGCCUUUAAUUUGGGUGAAUAAACAGUAAGGAUGCACCGGAUGAUAUGGAAAUCAUGAUAUUUGGUUCAGUAACAGGCACAGAGGGUCAAUAGUAUCGAGUACUGCAGCUGUGGUGCUUUAUUAUAAGCAAUGUCAUCAAUUCAAUCUCUUUCCUCCUCCUCCACAGGUUAAAGCUCAUGUCCUCCACCUUUCACAAGCAUUGGGUGUAA
This is a messenger RNA of Coregonus sp. 'balchen', 14967 nucleotides long. NCBI's taxonomy places the organism in Eukaryota, Metazoa, Chordata, Actinopteri, Salmoniformes, Salmonidae. The record is from the annotation of a GenBank genome assembly.